Molecule: messenger RNA, 474 nt
Organism: Rhagoletis pomonella (apple maggot)
Lineage: Eukaryota; Metazoa; Arthropoda; Insecta; Diptera; Tephritidae
Product: octopamine receptor beta-3R-like
Exons: 2
Coding region: 60-311 (83 amino acids)
Biological process (GO): adenylate cyclase-activating adrenergic receptor signaling pathway
Cellular component (GO): membrane
Molecular function (GO): octopamine receptor activity
Source: RefSeq, a predicted model, not a curated record
UGCGUCCGACAAAAGGCUGGAAGGCUGAGCACAAAGCUGCGCGCACUCUUGGCAUCAUAAUGGGCGUAUUUUUACUCUGCUGGCUGCCAUUUUUUCUAUGGUACGUAAUAACUUCGCUCUGCGGUCCUGCCUGCCCCUGUCCCGAUGUUGUCGUCCUUAUACUCUUUUGGAUUGGCUAUUUCAACUCGACUCUCAAUCCCUUGAUAUAUGCGUAUUUUAACCGUGACUUUCGCGAAGCUUUCCGCAAUACACUGGAGUGUGUCAUACCAUGUUUGCGCAAGCGUAACCCCUACGACGCCUACUAUGUAUAGUACUCGUAAUAAGGAUAGAAAAGAGAACGAAACUGAACGAAUGAUGAACAUCUUAAGAUGUAUGUAUGUACAUAAGCUUUGUUUUCCUUUGCCAUGAUGCUCUGCGUGAGAGAGAAAAUAUGAGUACAUUUAAUAGAAUUUAGUUCCCGCUUCUAUCCGUAGA